This is a messenger RNA of Olea europaea var. sylvestris, 2327 nucleotides long. RefSeq lists its product as uncharacterized. The transcript is spliced from 5 exons. Lineage: Eukaryota; Viridiplantae; Streptophyta; Magnoliopsida; Lamiales; Oleaceae. The record is from RefSeq and is a predicted model, not a curated record. Bases 535 to 1974 code for a protein of 479 amino acids.
UUUGUAAAGUUUUAGAGACUGUAAUCUUUGAUUUUACCCACUCUAGGUAGAAAUGAAAUGUGGGGUCCUUUUUAACUUGUCUGAUUUUCAUAUGGGUAUCGUGUUUUGUUGGAUUCUUGAUUUCAAAGUAAUGCACCUGUCAAUUUCGGCAAAUUUUUACUCCUGAAGUCUUAUAUCUGGGAUACUCUUUUCGUUCAAAAAUUGGACCUUCCCCCCUUAGUCAAUAUAAUAUAUUUGAUAUCUCACACUGUGAUUUCUGAGUUACUGGGCGUGUCUUACUUUUUCUAUUUUUGGAUCUGGGAAGUUCCCAGUAGCAGUUAACAAUGGGGUCUCAACCGUACGUUUAUUUGAUGAUUUAUUGAAUAAGUGUUGCUGAUAAUGGCUCUAGAUUCUUCUACUGUUUCUUUCCUUUCUUCAAUUUUAAGGUAUAUUGCUUCUUUGGAAAUAGGUGUUAGGUCAAGCUGUGAGCCUUGUUCUUGAGUUUUGAUUGACUACAUAUUGUCAUUUGGCUUUUGCUGAGAAGCAGUAGGCCAUAUGGGUUCACGAUUCCCUUCUCAUAAGUUGAGUAAUGGCCUUUACGUGUCGGGCCGGCCCGAGCAGCCAAAAGAAAAGACUCCCACCAUGAGCUCUGUUUCCUUGCCAUACACCGGUGGCGAUAUCAAAAAGUCUGGAGAACUCGGUAAAAUGUUUGAUAUCCCUAUGGAUGGCUCCAGAUCUAGAAAAUCUGGUCCCAUUAACAGUGCUCCUUCAAGGACAGGAUCUUUUGGGGGUUCUGCAUCUCUGUCAGGCCAAUUAAAUUUAGGCAAUCGGGUGGGUUCUCUUUCAUCUGGUGGUGUUCAUGCAUCUGCUUCUUUAAAGAAGACCAAUUCUGGUCCUCUUAAUAAGCAUGGAGAGCCAUUGAAAAAGUCAUCUGGUCCUCAAAGUGGAGGGGGAGCUGCUGUUUCCCGCCAAAAUUCUGGCCCUCUUCCUCCAGUUCUUCCGACAACAGGCCUGAUUACAUCUGGACCUAUUACUUCAGGCCCACUGAAUUCUGCUGGGUCUCCUCGGAAGGCAUCUCGUCAUUUGGAGUCUACAGGAUCAAUGAAAUUGCACAAUGCUUCUAUAGUUAACAACCAGGCUGUUACACGUCUUAGCUCUGAUGAUGAGUAUUCCUUCUGCAAGAGCUUCCCAAAGCCAAUCCUUUGGUCCAUCAUACUUCUCUUUGUGAUGGGAUUAAUUGCUGGUGGUUUCAUACUUGGGGCUGUUCGCAACCCCAUUCUUCUUGUUGUCGUCCUUGUACUUUCUGCUGCUGUGGCUACAGUGUUUAUAUGGAAUACUUUUUGGGGAAGAAGAGCUAUUACUGGUUUCACAGCAAGUUAUCCGGAUGCUGAGUUAAGAACUGCAAAAGAUGGCCAAUUUGUCAAAGUUUCUGGGGUUGUCACCUGUGGAAACUUUCCUCUUGAAUCGUCAUUCCAAAAGGUUCCCAGAUGUGUUUAUACAUCCUCAAGUUUAUAUGAGUACCGGGGAUGGGAUUCAAAAGCUGCAAACCCAACUCAUCGCCGUUUUACCUGGGGUCUUCGUUCAUUAGAGAGGCAUGUGGUUGAUUUCUAUAUUUCUGAUUUCCAAUCUGGCUUGAGGGCAUUGGUCAAGACUGGAUAUGGUGCAAGGGUGAACCCUUACGUUGAUGAAUCAGUUGUUGUCGACUUCAAUCCAUCAAAUAGGAAUAUGUCUCCGGCUUUCAUUAAAUGGCUCGGAGAAAGAAAGCUUUCUAGUGACGAUCGUGUAAUGAGGUUGAAAGAAGGGUAUAUCAAAGAAGGUAGCACUGUCAGUGUAAUGGGAGUCGUGCAACGGAAUGAUAAUGUUCUGAUGAUUGUUCCACCACCCGAACCUUUUUCUACUGGAUACCAAUGGAGUAAAUGCAUUCUUCCUGCAAGUCUUGAAGGCAUUGUUUUGAGAUGUGAGGACACUUCAAAGAUUGAUGUCAUACCAGUGUAGCAGUUGACAUUUAUGCAUGUACUGCUGUUUUGUGCGUAAAAGUUGGAGAAUCUUCUUAAAGUGGUGGAAGAAUCAGCAAGACGGUUCUUCAAGUGUUAAUUGGGUAUAUAGUUUUUGUGUUUUUAUUCAUUCUGGUCCCUAGUUUUUUGAUAAUGAUAGUGUGUGAUUAUGAUAGUCUAGCAGAGGAAACUCAGUCACUAACGAGUUAAAGAUCUGGUUUUUUUUUUUUUUUAUGUUAAAUACCUUUCAAUUAAUUUGUUAACAGGAACAUGGAUGCUAAAUGAUUUUAAAUGUGGCUUCUUUGCCACUUUGUGGUAUUUGUUGGAAAUGAAAUCUUGUGCUGAAUUUGUAUA